AUGCAAACAGAGUCGACGGUUGAAGACCUGAAAUCAACGCAUGUGGUUGAGAAUGGUUAUCCAGCGGCUAAUGGCGGUGUCAAGUUGGAGGAUUCAUCAGUAAUUGAAGAUUCACCCGCGCAGCUAAACGGGAAUGGAAUGGCAGAGGCGAACUUGGAGCCAGAACAGGACCAGGAACAAGAGCAUAAGGGCCAAGUGCUGCCCAAGCAACCGGAUCUUAAGGUACUGCAACAUAGAAUAAGCGGAUAUGUCGGAUUCGCGAAUCUGCCCAAGCAAUGGCACAGAAAGUCGAUCAGACGCGGGUUCAGUCUGAACUUGCUGUGUGUGGGUCAAGCAGCCCUGGGUAAGUCGACUCUCAUCAAUACAUUGUUCAACAAAGAAUUGUAUGACUUAACGACACCAGCAACUGAGGAUUUAGCUGCUCUGAAGCUGGAGGAUGCAAGUCAAGGCCUUUCAGACGGGACCGAAUCGAUCCAACAGGAACAGCAGGAUCAUGCUAUCUCAGAAGGCAAAUCUGGUGUUGCUGCUGUCAAGAUCAAUACUCUUUCAACGAAGAUCGAGGAGAAUGGGGUCUCGCUUACACUGAACGUAAUUGACGCGCCCGGUUUUGGUGACGCAAUCGACAACACCGAUGCUUGGAAGCCCAUUGUGCGUGAAAUUGAUUCUCGUUUCGAUCAGUAUUUGGAUGCCGAAAACAGACUCGAGCGCUCCGCGAUCCAGGAUAACCGUGUUCACGCGUGCUUGUAUUUCAUAGAGCCCACAGGCCACUCACUUUCGGCUUUGGAUCUUGAAUUUUGCAAGGCCGUCCAUCACAAGUGCAACCUUAUUCCAGUCAUUGCUAAAUCCGACAUUCUCACCGAUGAAGAGAUUGAAAUAUUCAAAUUGACCAUCACUUCUCAACUUGAGAAGGAAGGUAUCGAGUUGUUCGAGCCCCCACAGUAUGCACUCGAUGAUAAGGAGACAGCGGCGCGCUCCUCCGAGCUUCAUGCUAAGAUGCCUUUUGCAAUUGUGGGAUCCACAAACGUGGUGUCUACUGCAGACGGUAGACAUGUUAGAGGCCGUUCUUACCCGUGGGGUGUAAUUGAAGUCGACAACGAGUCGCACUCUGACUUCGUCUACUUGCGUGAUCUACUAAUCAAGGUUUAUCUGAUGGAACUUCGCGAAAAGACUGAGACGGUGCUUUAUGAGAAAUACAGAUCUGAGAAGCUAAACUUCUUGAACAUUAAGCAGGAUAACUCGGUGUUUAAAGAAUACGACCCGGAACUCAAGCAAAAGGAGGAGAAACAACUACAUGAAGCCAAGCUAGCUAAAUUGGAAGCUGAAAUGAAAGCUGUGUUUCAACAAAAAGUAAACGAAAAGGAGAAGAAACUCCAAAAAUCUGAGGCUGAGCUAUUUGCCAGGCACAAGGAAAUGAAGGACAAACUCACCAAACAGCUAAAAGCAUUGGAAGACAAAAAGCAUCAAUUGGAAAUGUCCCUAGCCAACCAGUCUGCUAACUCUCCGGCGCAGGCCAAGAAAAAGGGCUUUUUACGUUAG
This is a messenger RNA of Lachancea nothofagi CBS 11611, 1536 nucleotides long. Lineage: Eukaryota; Fungi; Ascomycota; Saccharomycetes; Saccharomycetales; Saccharomycetaceae. The record is from the annotation of a GenBank genome assembly.